AUGGCGGAACAACCUCGCAUUCUGCGGCCACGUCCACGCCGUGCCUUUGAGGUCACACCUGCGUCCAACGAGUCCUCCGCACCUCCUACGCCGAGCGAACCCUCCAACGCCGAUUUCCUAAACGCCCCGGGCGCGGACACGGCUCCCAAUUCGACCAGUGUCAGUCGCACGGGAUCAAUCUUGAACCUGACCUCCUCAACCCUCUACGGCAUCUACUCCCCGACCGCGUUCGACAGUCUUCGUGAUGAGUCCAGCCCCUGGGGCACGGAGGCCCACACCCCUGCGGCACAACAUCCCCCGGAGCCAUUGCAGCGAGCGGCUGUCAAGUCGGCCAUUGAACCUCGUCGAUUUGCUUUGCGCCGGACGCGCUCGCGACUCAGUCAUGGCAUGUUCCGGGGUGUCGUCUUGCCUCAAGUGUUGAGCAGUGCUCUCCUGUUUGGCUUUGGAAUUGUCUACGGUGUGAUCACUGUGCAUUUGCACGAUAACCACUGGAUUACUCCCGUCAAGCUGGAGAACAUCCACUACUACGACUCAUGGCAAUACUUGGGCUUCUGGGGAAUGGCGGGCAUUGCCCUAGGAAACAUUCUGCCCUUGUUGGAUAGCUGGCGCGACAGCGAGUUGGCGGAGGAUGAUUCCAAGGAGGACGACGAUGCGAACCGCACCCCAUCAUGGGUCACCGUCGCUCGUAGUGUCGGUGCAUUUGUCGGCAUUGCUUUUGCUAUGCGACGACUCCCCUGGCAAUCUACUACCCAAGCCUCGCUGACCCUUGCCCUCGCCAACCCCGUGCUCUGGUACCUGAUCGAUCGCACCUCGACCGGCUUCCUCCUGUCCACCGCAGUUGGCUUGACCGGAAUGAGUGUGGUUCUGGGCUUGAAGCCAGAGCUGAUCCCCGCGUCCAACGGCCCGACCUUUGGCACUACAUUGCUGAACGGAACUGGGUGGGAGCAUGCGUUGGGGGCAGAGAUUUCACAGGAGAGCAUCGCGGUCCGCACUUGGGUCGCCAGUGUCAUUUUCUGCGCCUGCGUGUGCUUUGGCAACAUUGGCCGUCAGCUCGCCAUUGGCGCUCGCAGCAGAGAUACCGUCAAGUCAUGA
Molecule: messenger RNA, 1092 nt
Organism: Penicillium cataractarum
Lineage: Eukaryota; Fungi; Ascomycota; Eurotiomycetes; Eurotiales; Aspergillaceae
Product: INSIG family protein
Exons: 2
Coding region: 1-1092 (363 amino acids)
Biological process (GO): sterol biosynthetic process
Cellular component (GO): endoplasmic reticulum
Source: RefSeq, a predicted model, not a curated record